Messenger RNA from Molossus molossus (Pallas's mastiff bat), 4550 nucleotides. RefSeq names its product HPS5 biogenesis of lysosomal organelles complex 2 subunit 2 (gene HPS5). Gene Ontology annotation, biological process: developmental pigmentation. The transcript has 23 exons. Lineage: Eukaryota; Metazoa; Chordata; Mammalia; Chiroptera; Molossidae. Gene Ontology annotation, cellular component: cytoplasm. The record is from RefSeq and is a predicted model, not a curated record. Gene Ontology annotation, molecular function: protein binding. Bases 188 to 3574 code for a protein of 1128 amino acids.
GAGAAGCAUUGAUUUGUUGUUCCACUCAUUUAUGCUUUCAUUGGUUGAUUCUUGUAUGUGCCUACUGGGAACUGAAUUCACAACCUUGGAGUAUCAGGACGACCCUCCAACCAACUAGCUUCCCGGCCAGGGUUUAAUUCAGGAAUACUGUGCUUAUCACUCUACAUAGUUUCAGCUUGACAGCUAAAUGACUUUUGUGCCAGUGAUACCGGAGUCCUACACCCAUGUUCUUGCCGAGUUUGAGUCUCUGGAUCCACUACUUUCAGCCCUAAGGCUGGACUCUAGUCGUCUAAAGUGUACGAGCAUAGCUGUGUCUCGGAAAUGGUUGGCUUUGGGCAGUUCAGGAGGAGGUCUCAACCUCAUUCAAAAAGAAGGCUGGAAGCACAGGCUCUUUCUUUCACACAGGGAAGGUGCAAUUUCUCAGGUUGCCUGUUGUUCACAUGAUGAUGAUUAUGUUGCUGUAGCUACCAGUCAAGGUCUUGUAGUUGUUUGGGAAUUAAAUCAAGAGCGUCGUGGCAAACCAGAACGAAUUCAUGCGUCUUCCGAACACAAGGGCCGAAAAGUUACAGCUCUCUGUUGGGAUACAGCGAUUCUUAGAGUUUUUGUAGGUGAUCAUAUGGGAAAAGUUUCAGCCAUCAAACUCAACACUUCUAAACAAGCAAAGGCAACUGCUACCUUUGUAAUGUUUCCUGUUCAGACAAUAACAACAGUUGACUCCUGUGUCGUCCAGUUAGAUUAUUUGGAUGGAAGACUACUUAUAUCUUCACUCACGCGAUCCUUCUUGUGUGACACUGAGAGAGAAAAAUUUUGGAAAAUUGGAAACAAGGAAAGAGAUGGAGAAUAUGGUGCUUGUUUCUUCCCUGGAAGAUGUUCUGUGGGCCAGCAACCGCUAAUAUAUUGUGCUCGUCCUGGCUCCAGGAUGUGGGAAGUGAACUUUGAUGGGGAAGUUAUAAGUACACAUCAGUUCAAGAAACUCCUCUCAUCACCACCUCUUCCUGUGAUUACUCUAAGAUCAGAACCUCAGUAUGAUCAUACAGUUGGAUCCUCUCAGUCUUUGUCUUUCCCCAAACUCUUGCAUCUUAGUGAGCAUUGUGUGUUGACUUGGACAGAAAGAGGAAUUUAUAUUUUCAUUCCUCAGAAUGUUCAAGUUCUUCUUUGGAGUGAAGUCAAAGAUAUUCAGGAUGUGGCUGUCUGCAAGAAUGAGCUGUUCUGUUUGCACCUAAAUGGGAAAAUCUCACAUCUCUCCCUCUUAUCUGUGGAACGCUGUGUGGAACGCCUGCUAAGGAGAGGCCUAUGGAACCUGGCUGCUCGCACUUGCUGUCUUUUCCAAAAUUCUGUCAUUGCCGGCAGAGGAAGAAAAUCUUUGACUGUAGAUAAAUUGGAGCAUUUGAAAUCUCAGCUGGACCUUACAACCUACAGUGAUUUGAUUUCUCAACUGGAAGAAUUGAUCUUAAAAUUUGAACCUUUGGAUUCAGCUUGCAGCAGUAGAAGAAGCUCCAUUUCUUCACAUGAAAGUUUCAGCAUCUUGGACUCUGGUAUUUAUCGUAUCAUUAGUGGUAGAAGAGGCAGUCAGUCAGAUGAAGACUCUUGUUCCCUUCACAGCCAAACCCUCUCAGAAGAUGAGAGACUUAAAGAAUUCAUCUCACAUCAAGAAGAGGAACAGCCAGAUCAGUGUUGCAGCUCACAAGGAAAUGAAGACAAUGUUUCUCAUGUUCCAGUGACGUUUGAGACAGAUAAGAAUGACACUUUUCUCCCCUUCAGUAUUCCAUUACCAUUUCGCUCUCCAUCUCCUCUUGUGUCUCUUCAGGCUGUGAAAGAAAGUGUUUCUAGCUUUGUGCGUAAAACUACUGAGAAGAUUGGCACCCUUCAUACAAGCCCUGAUCUGAAAGUGAGACCAGAACCCAGGGGUGAUGAACAGUUAUGUGAAGAAGAUGUGAGUCCAGUCACAUGCCCAAAGGAGGAAGACACUGAGGAAGUAAAAGAAGUAUCUAGUCAACCUCCAGAAGAAGAUAAAUUCCAAGAACUCAAAAUAGCCACAGCAGAAGCACUGACCAAGCUACAGGACCCACUGGUUUUAUUUGAACCGAAGUCUCUGAGAAUGGUUUUACAGGAGUGGCUUUCACUGUUAGAAAAAACAUUUGCCAUAAAAGACUUUUCAGGCAUUUCAGCCACUGGCAACUCAUCCAUGACAUCGAAUGAGGAUGUACUGUUGUUUGAUGAGUCAAAAACUGGAAUAUUAGAUGAAGAUAAUGAAAAAGAAAAGGGCUCUUUAGGCAGUGAAGAAACUAUUGAUCAAAAGGCAUGCGAAUCUGUAAAUAGUCUGAGGGAGCCCAUGGAUGACCUUUUUCAAGUAUAUUCCCCAUGCAACAUAGCAAACAGUUUUCGAAAGGACCUGGCUGAGUUGACAACAUUGUGUUUGGAAUUGAAUGUACUGACUUCUGAGAUCAAAAGCACAAGUGGACAUGUGGAUUAUACUUUGCAACAGUGCUCUCCUGAAAUUCUGGCUUGUCAGUUCCUAAAGAAGUACUUUUUUCUCCUGGACUUGAAGAGAGCAAAGGAGAGUGUCAAGCUUAGUUACACUGACAGUCCUUGUGUUUGGGAUACUUUUAUUGAAGGAUUGAAAGAAAUGGCGAGUUCCAAUCCUACAUAUAUGGCAAUGGAAGAAGGAGAUCUACCAUCAAGAUUAAAGCUAGUGGAUGACUCGGUCCCUUUUGACAGUCCUUUGUUGAUUGCUUAUGCUACCCAAUUGUAUGAGAAGUUCGGGGAAUCUGCCCUUCGAUCCUUAAUCAAGUUUUACCCAUCUAUUUUGCCUUCGGAUGUCUUGCAACUUUGUCAUCAUCAUCCUGCUGAGUUUUUGGCCUAUUUAGACAGUCUGGUGAAAUCAAGGCCUGAAGAUCAACGGCAAUCCUUCCUUGAGUCCCUUCUACAACCAGAGUCUUUAAGAUUGGAUUGGCUGCUUUUGGCAGUGUCCCAUGAUGCUCCCCCAAGCACAAGCACUAUGGAUGAUGAAGGAAACCCCAGGCCUCAUUCACACUUGUUUUCCUGGGGUUACAGUCAGCUGAUUCUUUAUCUAAUUAAACUACCUGCAGAUUUUACAACCAAAGAGAAAAUGACUGACAUCUGCAGUUCUAGUGGUUUCUGGCCUGGAUAUCUUACUCUCUGUUUGGAGCUGGAGAGAAGAAGAGAGGCCUUCACCAACAUUGUGUAUUUGAAUGAUAUGAGCCUGAUGGAAGGGGACAGUGGUUGGAUCCCAGAGACCGUGGAGGAAUGGAAGCUUCUUCUACUCCUUGUACAGAACAAAAGCACAAAGCCAGCACCCCAAAAGUCACCAAAUGGGAACUUCAGUGAUGGGCCUUCCCCUAUCAAUGUGGAGAAUGUGGCACUGCUGUUAGCUAAGGCCAUGGGUCCAGAUCGGGCCUGGUCACUGCUACAGGAAUGUGGCUUGACACUUGAGCUGUCAGAGAGGUUCACCAGAACCUGUGAUAUCCUAAGGAUUGCUGAGAAAAGACAGAGAGCCUUGAUACAAAGCAUGCUUGAAAAAUGUGAUCGGUUUUUCUGGUCUCAGCAGGCCUAGUGGAAGAAGAUUCAAUAGGAUAUCAUGACAUUUUGAGAAAAAUGGAAUCAUGCUUCUGAAUCUUACAAAUGCAUUUAUUGAAGGAGAGACACCACCUGAAAAACCUGCCACCUUAUUGGGAGUACUUUGGCCAGUGUCUAUAAACUCUGUAUUUAUGGCUUAUCUGUGGCCUCAGUGUUUCUCAUCCAGAGUUGAAUUUUGAAAGGAAUCAGUCCUUGUUUACCGAUAUGAAGUGUAUUGGAAUCAGAAUGAGUGUUGACAGUCUGCAGUCCUUAUUCUGAACAACAGUGUUAUUUAUUCCUUGCUUAUGGAUUGCGGGAUCAGAUAUUUCUUAUUCCAGUCACAUUAAGACAAAUAAUAUAAUUGACAGGAGUUGAAUUCUUUUUAUAUCUUGUUUGGGACAGUUGAGAAAUUAUUGAAAUAUGACCUGGUGUAGUGGAAUUAACAUAUGAAAGAAGUAAAACACUGCAGACUCAAAUGAGAUAUUUAAAUGAAAUGGCCCCAUAUUUAAUUUGAGCUCAUUUAAAAUAUGUUUUAUCCAGUAUUUGACAUUUUCUAAUCUUAACCUAUAUAUAACUGACUAAUUCAUUACUGGAAAUGUUUUAUCUCUGAUCUUUCCUAAACAGUGAGUAGUUCAAAGAAAUCAUGCACUUUUAGAAAAUAUUUUUUAAGUCACAAUAAAGGAAGGCUAAGUACUAAUAAAGACUGAAGCAAGUACUUAUAUUAUUUAAGCCAAUUACUAGAUUGCCAAUUGUCAGGCUCCUGUACAUUUACACAGCAUGUUAUAUUAAUAAUAAAUGUAAAAUCUGAUUAAAGUUUUCAUUUGAAUAGACUAUAGACAUGAAGUUUAUUAUGAACAAUUUGCAGGAGGGUGUUGGGUAGACUCAGUGUGGAGUAAGCAAAGUGUUGGGUACAUUGAAUGAUUCUUUUUUUUUUUUUUCAGUUAUAACACAGCCAGAGAUCCAUAGACAAAAUU